Messenger RNA from Brassica oleracea var. oleracea, 447 nucleotides. RefSeq lists its product as uncharacterized. The coding region runs from base 1 to 447 and encodes 148 amino acids. Lineage: Eukaryota; Viridiplantae; Streptophyta; Magnoliopsida; Brassicales; Brassicaceae. Gene Ontology annotation, molecular function: zinc ion binding. The transcript is spliced from 3 exons. The record is from RefSeq and is a predicted model, not a curated record.
AUGACCAGUUCGUCUUCUUCAAGCUCCAAAUCCACUGCCCGUAGGUCCGUUCACGGCGUCCCAAAAAAAUGUUGGUGUGUGAAAGGACUCAGCAUCUGGGCUUCAGAAACCAAGGAGAACUCAUUCCGAAGAUUUUACCGCUGCGAAAUCACCCUACAGAGGAAAUCUGAGUCCCACCUCUUUAAGUGGGAAGACGAAGCAAUACCUGAUGAAGUUAGUAUGGUGGAGGCCAAAGUCUUGGAUCUCGUCCACGACUUUCAGUCCCUCUCGAAGAGCGUGGCCCAAUCUAUAGAUGAAGCAACUCGACAGUUCAAAGAAGACAUGGAUGCUACUCUCAAUUCAAACAUGAAAACAACACUUCUCAGCAACAAUGGACCGGUUCAUAACUUCGGAGCUGCUGUUGGCAUUGUGUUAGCUAUCGCAUGCCUCUAUUGGAAGCUCCUCUGA